Stereum hirsutum FP-91666 SS1 is the source of this 1998-nucleotide messenger RNA. RefSeq names its product HSP90-domain-containing protein. Lineage: Eukaryota; Fungi; Basidiomycota; Agaricomycetes; Russulales; Stereaceae. The record is from RefSeq and is a predicted model, not a curated record. Gene Ontology annotation, molecular function: ATP binding; ATP hydrolysis activity; ATP-dependent protein folding chaperone. Gene Ontology annotation, cellular component: plasma membrane; protein-containing complex; perinuclear region of cytoplasm. The transcript is spliced from 7 exons. Gene Ontology annotation, biological process: protein folding; cellular response to heat; protein stabilization. The coding region runs from base 1 to 1998 and encodes 665 amino acids.
AUGUCCGCAGAGGCUGAAAGCUUCGGAUUCCAGGCUGAGAUCUCUCAGCUUUUGGACCUGAUCAUCAACACCUUCUACUCCAACAAGGAGAUCUUCCUUCGUGAACUGAUCUCCAACGGUUCCGAUGCUCUUGACAAAAUUCGUUAUGCCUCCCUGACCGACCCCUCCGCCCUCGAGUCCGAGAAGGAGCUUUACAUUCGUAUCACUCCCGACAAGGAGAACAAGAUCCUUACCAUCCGCGAUACUGGUAUCGGUAUGACCAAGGCCGACAUGGUCAACAACCUUGGUACGAUCGCCAAGUCCGGUACUAAGGGUUUCAUGGAGGCGCUCAGCUCUGGUGCCGAUAUCUCUAUGAUUGGCCAGUUCGGUGUCGGUUUCUACUCUGCCUACCUCGUCGCCGAGCGUGUGCAGGUUAUCUCCAAGCACAACGAUGACGAGCAGUACAUCUGGGAGUCCGCUGCCGGUGGCACCUUCACCAUCACCCCCGACCACGUCAACCCACCUCUCGGCCGUGGUACCGAGAUCCGUCUCUACCUCAAGGAGGACCAGAUUGACUACCUCGAGGAGAAGCGCAUCAAGGAUAUCGUGAAGAAGCACUCCGAGUUCAUCUCAUACCCUAUCCAGCUUGUCGUCACCAAGGAGGUCGAGAAGGAGGUCGAGGAUGAGGAAGAGGUCAAGGAGGACGAGGGUGAGAAGCCCAAGAUCGAGGAGGUCGACGAGGAGGAGGAGAAGAAGGACAAGAAGAAGAAGACCAUCAAGGAGCAGCAAAAGACCAACGAGGAGCUCAACAAGACCAAGCCCAUCUGGACUCGCAACCCCAGCGAUAUCACUGCAGACGAGUACGGCGCCUUCUACAAGUCCUUGACGAACGACUGGGAAGAGCAUCUUGCCGUCAAGCACUUCUCCGUCGAGGGUCAGCUUGAGUUCAAGGCCAUUCUCUACAUCCCGAAGCGUGCUCCCUUCGACCUCUUCGAGACCAAGAAGAAGCGCAACAACAUCAAGCUCUACGUUCGCCGCGUCUUCAUCAUGGACGACUGUGAGGACCUCAUCCCCGAAUACCUCAACUUCGUUAAGGGUAUCGUCGACUCCGAGGACCUUCCUCUCAACAUCUCCCGUGAGACGCUCCAGCAGAACAAGAUCCUCAAGGUCAUCCGCAAGCACAUCGUCAAGAAGUGCAUGGACCUCUUCUCCGAGAUCGCGGAGGACAAGGACAACUUCCAGAAGUUCUACGAGUCGUUCGGCAAGAACAUCAAGCUCGGUAUCCACGAAGAUGCUCAGAACCGCACCAAGCUUGCCGAGUUCCUUCGCUUCCACUCCACCAAGGCCACCGACGAGACCAUCUCCCUCAAGGACUACAUCACUCGCAUGCCUGAGGUCCAGAAGUCGAUCUACUACUUGACCGGCGAGUCUCUUGCGGCCAUCCGCGAUUCACCCUUCCUGGAGGUCCUCAAGAAGAAGGGCUUCGAGGUUUUGCUCCUCGUCGACCCCAUCGAUGAGUACGCCUUCACUCAACUCAAGGAGUUUGACGGCCACAAGCUCGUCUCGGUCUCGAAGGAGGGUCUCGAGCUCGAGGAGACCGAGGAGGAGAAGAAGGCUCGUGAGGAGGAGAGCACCCAGUACGAGGAUCUGUGCAAGGUUAUCAAGGAGGCUCUCGGCGAGAAGGUCGAGAAGGUCGUCGUCUCCAACCGUAUCGCCGACUCUCCUUGCGUUCUCGUCACUGGCCAGUUCGGGUGGUCGUCUAACAUGGAGCGUAUCAUGAAGGCACAAGCUCUCCGUGACACCUCGAUGUCGUCGUACAUGGCCUCCAAAAAGACCCUCGAGCUCAACCCCAAGCACCCGAUCAUCAAGGAGCUCAAGCGUAAGGUUACCGAAGACAAGGCCGACAAGUCUGUCCGCGACCUGACCUACCUCCUCUUCGAGACUGCCCUCCUCACCUCCGGCUUCUCGCUCGAGGAGCCCACGUCGUUCGCCAAGCGCAUCCACAGGAUGAUCUCGUAA